AUGGGCGAAAUUGAAGAUGUCAAAGAGCUAACCAUCGCUAAAGCUCACGAAGCUUAUCGUGCUGGUAGAUAUACCGCCGAGGAUCUUACCGCCGCCUACCUGGCUCGAAUUCAGCGCUUCGACAAAUCUGGUCCCAAAAUUAACUCAACAUUGGCCAUUUCACAGACCGCGCUGGCUGAAGCUAGACAGCUCGAUAGACAUUACUCCAUGACGAGAACUUUCCAAGGUCGUCUCCAUGGCAUUCCCAUACUUAUCAAGGACCAGGCCGACACCGCAGGGCUGGAGACAAUGUAUGGAUCUGGAGCUUGUAAGGGCAAUGUGCCAACCGAAGAUGCGUUUCUAGUUCACAAGCUGAAGACCGAAGGGGCAAUCGUUCUUGGAAAGACGACCAUGUCCGAGUGGGCAAGUACCUGGUUCAGCCACUCAUCGGCGAGCGAUUGGGUGCCAACCAAGAAUCCUUACAAGCUAGACCAUGACGUUGGUGGUUCCUCGUGUGGCUCUGCUGCUGCAGUCGCAGCCAAUUUCGCUCUUCUUGCAGUAGCUGAGGAUACAGGUGGUAGCAUCCGAUGCCCUGCCAGCUUUACCAAUCUUGUAGGACUUCGACCCACCCCCGGCCUUGUAAGCAGAUCUGGCUUCUGCCCACUCGUCAAAGUGCAAGACACACCUGGACCAGUUGCUCGUACUGUUCAAGACUGCGCCCUCUUCUUCGAUUGUAUGGUCGGUUUUGACGCUCAGGAUAGCUUUACUGGUGUCGCAGCCAUGGCAAGGAGAUUGGGUCUGCCGCGCGGAGGCAGCUAUACGUCUACUCUGGAGCAAGGACCAGCAACUAUACGUAAAGCAAGGAUUGGGGUUUUGAGACAACUCUUCGGACCAGACUCGGAUCCUCAUUGUCAAGCUGUAAACAAAGUCAUUAACGAAGCCUUCUCAACUCUAGCACAGAUAGGCACAACCUUUGUAGACGUUCACCUUGACAGGCUUGAGCAUUAUAUGACCUUCACCCCGACGUAUCUGCAGCGUUCGAGAGCCGACAUUAACAGCUUCCUUGCCACAAAGCCUCACCUUCCGCAAGAUGUGGCCGACAUUGUGCCAGAGGAACCCGCGGAGGAUUUCCUCAGUUUCACCUCCCAGAUCACUCAUGGGCCACUGGAUUCUACCCAAGAUCCCGACUAUCUUCGCAAAAUUCUCGAUCGAGACGAGUUCAAGAGAAAGCUCGACUGCUUGAUGGCCUCGAUGGAUCUUGAUGCUUUGGCGUUCCCAGAUGUGCAGAUUCCUCCUCCAAAACAUGAAGAUUCCACCAAUGGUCGCUUCCCAACUUGCUGGGACUUUCCGGUCAAUACCCUGUUGGCCAGUCAGGCUCGAUUGCCCGCGAUCACAGUUCCCGCAGGUUUCACAGCAGAUGGUCUGCCGAUUGGGUUGGAGCUCGUCAGCUACGAGUAUCAUGAGCAGACGCUGCUUGAACUCGCAAGAGGGGUCGAGAUGAUUGUUGGAGCCCGCCGAGCUCCAUCGAUCUGA
This is a messenger RNA of Aureobasidium namibiae CBS 147.97, 1512 nucleotides long. RefSeq names its product putative amidase family protein. Lineage: Eukaryota; Fungi; Ascomycota; Dothideomycetes; Dothideales; Saccotheciaceae. Bases 1 to 1512 code for a protein of 503 amino acids. The record is from RefSeq and is a predicted model, not a curated record. The transcript has a single exon.